AUGAGUUAUAGCGGCGAAACAUUGGACUUUCGAAACCUUAAGGUAAUAUCCGCUGUCGGACGUGGUGCCAAAGGCGUUGUGUUUCUUGCAAGACUCUACGGAUCAUCGAAAGAGGAAUGGCUGGCUUUGAAAGUGAUAUCGAAAGAGUUUCAAAAGAAGAAGAAUAAUAAUAGAACCGAUAAAUACAAAAGAGUUUCGUUUGAACAACAAAUCCUACGUCGUUUUGAUCAUCCCCUUUUGCCGCGAUUAAAAGGAGUUCUUGAAACAGAGAAACUCAUUGGUUUUGCAAUGGAUUAUUGUCAUGGUGGGAAUUUGCAUUAUGUUAAGAAGAAACAACCGGAGAAAAAGUUCUCUGAAGAAACCAUUAGGUUUUAUGCUGUGGAAUUGGUGUUAGCAUUGGAAUAUUUACACAAUUUAGGGGUAGUUUAUAGAGAUUUGAAGCUGGAAAACAUUAUGAUUCAACAAACGGGUCACAUAAUGCUGGUAGAUUUCGACCUAUCAAAGAAACUGAAUCCGAAAUCACCAAACUCACUAAGUUGCAACUCGUCACCCGGUUCAAACUCGCCAGGUGUGAAAAAUAGAACGAUGAAAUGGUUGUCACACUUUAAUUGUCAUUGUCCUUCUAUGAAAGCGGAAUUGGACUCAGUGAGUCAGAUUGAUCCUAACUCGACGUGUAAAAGGAGCGAGUCAGACUCGGUUGAGAAAUCCAACUCGUUCGUGGGAACUGAGGAUUACGUGGCACCUGAAGUUAUUGAGGGACACGGGCACAACUUUGCUGUUGAUUGGUGGUCAUUUGGCAUAGUUUUGUAUGAAAUGCUUUAUGGAAUGACGCCAUUUAAUAGUCCUAAUAGAAAGGAAACGUUUUAUAAAAUUUUAACUAUGGAGCCUGAACUAAAGGGUGAAAUGACGCCAUUGAAGGAUUUGAUUGUGAAGUUGCUUGAGAAAGAUCCUGACCUUAGGAUUCAGAUUAAUGGAAUAAAGGGUCACGAUUUCUUUAAAAGUGUAAAGUGGAACAUUGUGUUGGAAAUUACUCGUCCACCUUAUAUUCCUCCUAAUGAAAUUGUCGACAAAGCUGGAUUUUCAAGGAAAGAGGUUGAGUCAUUUGUUCAUGGAAUAUUUUUUCCUAAAACUAAAAAUAAUAAUACUAAUGGUGAAAAGGAGAAAAAUAAUGAAGAGAUUAAAAAGGAUGGAAAGGAGAAGGGUGAGAAUGAAGAUAUCAAUGAUUGUGGUAAUAAGAACGUUUGGGUUGAGAAGUUGAGUCAGAACCAGACAAGAGAUGAUAAAUUUUUGAUCUUUUAA
Messenger RNA from Lathyrus sativus (Indian pea), 1299 nucleotides. The record is from the annotation of a GenBank genome assembly. Lineage: Eukaryota; Viridiplantae; Streptophyta; Magnoliopsida; Fabales; Fabaceae.